GCAUUUGCGUAUGAACAACGUGCCGGUAGCGUAAUUUGAGCGUAUUCAUACAAUUACUCCUUUUUUUCUGCAAUUUUCGACCAAGAUAUACCCACUGGUACAUUGUGAAUAUUCUUUGAAGAAAAAACAAUAUCUUAUAAAUUUUUUAUUCUUUCCUUUGGACUUUCUAACUGGUAAUAAUUGCUUGAAAAGAUAUUUAGCUUAAAACAUUUCUGCUGCAAUGAUCCUCGAGGCGGUUGAUAAACCCCUCGAAGGGAUUGUUCACGAGGAACGAGAUGUGACAGUUUAUUUUCAGCGUGGAGGGAGUGUUGGAAAAGGAACCUUAUAUAUAGCAGAAAAUGAGCUCACCUGGCAAACUGACGACAACAAGGGUUUUAGUUUACAAUGGCCUGAUGUCUCAUUACAUGCGAUUUUAACGGAGGUGACAGCAGAUUUCCCUCAUCAAUGCGUAAUGGUAGUCGCAACUGUUGAUCUUGACGAGAAAGAAGAGGCAGGAGAUGACAGCGCUUCUGAGAAGAGUGUCGAUGCAGAAGUGGUCACGACCUUUCAGCUCGUUCCCGAUUCAGUGCAAAAACUUGAGCCAAUAUAUAAAGCUAUGUGUGAGUGCGUAGCUCUACAUCCAUGCAGCGACGGAGAAGAAGACGAUGAGGAAGAUAAUGAAGGUAAUGAUAAUGAUGAAAAUUGGGAGGCUGAUCCUAAUGGAACUGCUGAUGAGACCGAGAAGGCGGAAACUAUGGAUGAUUUACCUACAGGAGAUUCGGGACCGAACGGUAGCGCAGAGCCGAUGGAACAAGGCCAAUUCGAUGACGCUGAAUAAUUGAGUGAUGAAUUUAUG
Molecule: messenger RNA, 835 nt
Organism: Dimorphilus gyrociliatus
Lineage: Eukaryota; Metazoa; Annelida; Polychaeta; Dinophilidae
Source: the annotation of a GenBank genome assembly